Vanessa atalanta (red admiral) is the source of this 1142-nucleotide messenger RNA. Its product is annotated as facilitated trehalose transporter Tret1-like. The coding region runs from base 174 to 1142 and encodes 322 amino acids. The record is from RefSeq and is a predicted model, not a curated record. Gene Ontology annotation, biological process: transmembrane transport. Gene Ontology annotation, molecular function: transmembrane transporter activity. NCBI's taxonomy places the organism in Eukaryota, Metazoa, Arthropoda, Insecta, Lepidoptera, Nymphalidae. The transcript has 4 exons. Gene Ontology annotation, cellular component: membrane.
GUACACUAAAUAGGCACUCAGCGCUCCUGAUAUAAUGUACCUAUAACUGUACACCGAUAAAGGUUAAAAAUGCUUGCUUUAAAGAUAGCUAUUUAAAUUUUACUAGUUUUACUUUAAUCGUGAGUGAAAUACGACGUAGACUGUAUUCGUUUCAUACAAGUGUUUUUGUGGAAAUGAUAACUAUAUUUAAAUCCUACGUCUUUAGACAGUUGACAGCCAUUACAGCUUCAGGAUGGCUCUCAUUAACUGCUGGCUUUGCAUACGGGUACAGUGCGGUCCUCCUUCCAGACCUUGAGAAGGAUGAAAAUUUUCCUUAUGAUGAUAAUCUCGCUUCUUGGAUCGCUUCAAUUACUCCACUAUCAAUGAUUAUCAGUUGUGUCUGUGCGGGAUCAUUUAUCGACAGAUUUGGAAGAAAAGUUGGCCAUAUUAUACUCGGUUUGUUAUCGAUACUUAGUUGGCUGAUAAUAGCAUUUGCCACAAAUAUAACUCUUUUACUCAUCGGUAGAUUUGUUUCUGGUUUUGCCGUUGGAUCAAAUAGACCAGUGGCCUUGGUAUACCUUGGUGAAAUCACUUCACCAAAAUACAGAUGUUUUUCUUUAUUAUGUCCAUCACUCUCACUUUCAACGGGCAUCCUUCUGAGUCAUAUAAUAGGGGGAUAUAUCUCAUGGAGAAUUAGCAGUUAUAUAUAUAUCGCAGUCAAUCUUUUAUGUUUAAUUUCUUUGUUCUUCUUAAAAGAAACUCCUUUGUGGUUGAUAUCUAAAGGAAAGAUCGAUGAAGGAAUCAAGUCAUUUGUAUGGUUCAGAGGAAAAGGAAGUGAAGCAGAGACAGAACUGAAAUUAGUUUUGCAAAGGCAGAAUGAAAAAACAGACAAAUAUUUGAUCAAGGAUGUUUUCAAUAUAGCAUUUAUUAAACCGUUUUGUACAGGAAUAUUACUAGCUAUAGUGAUACAAUUUAAUGGAGUAAAUUCAAUAACAUUUUACGCCAAGGAAAUUCUUGGAAAUACUGUAAAUGGUGAAAUCGAUCCAUUUAUACUGAUGAUAAUGUUUGACAUCGUCAGACUUUUAACAUUCAUUCUGAUUUUUUGUUGUAAUAAAUAUAUACCACACAGCGAACAUGCUAACAGCCAAAUAACGCCGUCUUAG